Vigna angularis (adzuki bean) is the source of this 1029-nucleotide messenger RNA. RefSeq names its product albumin-2. The annotation marks the transcript as partial. The record is from RefSeq and is a predicted model, not a curated record. The transcript is spliced from 2 exons. Lineage: Eukaryota; Viridiplantae; Streptophyta; Magnoliopsida; Fabales; Fabaceae.
UGUAGACGUGGCCAGCGCUUCUUCACAAGUCAGGAGAGAGAACGGAGAGCUUCCAGAGGGUUCCGUCUCAGAGAGUGGCGAUCUCACGGUGGUCCGGCAGCCUUAGAGGCUUCAGAUGGCAGUGGUGAAAGAGGAGAAAAUGAUCAGGGCAAAGAGACAAAAUAUGAAGUGUAUUUCUUCGCCAAGAACAUGUACGUGCGGUUGCAUUACACUCCCGGAGGAACUGAUGACAAGAUUUUGACCAGUCUGCGUUUGAUUAGUAGUGGUUUUCCAUCACUUGCAGGAACGCCAUUUGCAGAACCUGGAAUAGACUGUUCCUUUGACACUGAAGCGAGUGAAGCAUAUGUGUUCUCCGGCAACCUCUGUGCCUACAUAGACUACGCUCCAGGUACAACAAAUGACAAGAUACUCGCAGGUCCUACAACAAUUGCUCAAAUGUUUCCUGUCCUAAAAAACACGGUGUUUGCUGAUGGCAUAGACUCUGCAUUUAGAUCAACAGAAGGAAAAGAAGUUUACUUAUUCAAGGGCAAUAAGUAUGUUCGAAUAGCCUAUGAUUCGAAGCAGCUUGUUGGCAACAUUCGCAACAUCAGUGAUGGGUUUCCUGUUCUGUAUGGUACCAUCUUUGAAAGUGGAAUUGAUGCGUGUUUUGCUUCUCACGUGGAGUCUGAAGCUUACCUUUUCAAAGGAGACAAGUAUGUGCGUAUCAAAUUCACUCCAGGUCAAACAGAUGACACUCUUGUCGGUGAUGUCACGCCUAUCCUUGAUGGUUGGCCCGUUCUUAGAGGCAUUUUGCCUGUCAGCUAAACAAGCCUUCACUCUCAUGCAUCAACCACCUUGGCCUCGUCACAAUCAAUAAGGCUUUCAUUUCCAACGUUUGUUUUCUUUGUCUUUAAUGUAACAUUAGGAUUGGAAGCAUAUUUCCUUUCCUAACGUAACAAGUCUGAAUGUUUGUCUUUCCUUUUCUGUACAGCAUGUUUGUUUCCUAUCAUCGUGUACUUUGUCCACUUAAUAAAACUGGGUGGUUUGGUU